AUGGUAAUGACAAGGAGUCAACAGGAGAACGCAACCGAUUACCCUUUCGGGAUGCCCCGAGACACCCCCAGGCGACAAAUUAACCAGAAUGAGGAAGGAAUGGAAGAAUCGUAUGUGGACCGGACCCAGCAACCUAACCCGUCCUCGGCCAUCGAACAACUGAAAGCCGAAAUGAUGGAACUCAAGAGGCUCCGAGAAAAGGAUGCCCACGAAUUAUCAGUCUUGAGAAGAGAAAACGCCGAACUCAGAAGUGACAACCGAUCUUGGCACCCAUCUCAUGACAUUCCUAACACACAAUCCACCCGGGAUCAUGAGGAUUCAUCAGGAUGGUACAGGGAAGCAAGGGAUCCAAAGCCCCCAGCUGGAGUUACAACUGCUACCCUUGAUCAGCAACGCCGACAAGGGAGGACACCAUUCACCCUGGACAUCGCCGGAGCCCGCUUACCCGAUAAUUGGAAAAACUUGGCCUUGGAGAAGUAUGACGGCACUACCAAUCCUGAGGAACACCUUGACGCGUUCGUCACUCAGGUCAGUCUGUACACCGAUGAUGAUGCGAUCAUGUGUAAAGUUUUCCCUACUUCGUUGAAAGGACCAGCACUCAAUUGGUUCGCGAGACUCCCUCCUGGAUCGAUCGAUUCGUUCAUGACCUUAUCAUCCCGUUUCGUGAUACAAUUCGCCACGAGUCGCCCUCACCAACUCACUUCAAUCGCGUUAGUCAACAUACGUCAAGAAAAGAAGGAACCCCUCAGAACAUUCAUGGAAAGAUUCGGGAAAAUGACUUUGUCCAUCCGGGAUCUGGAUCCCGCGGUGGCCAUGCACCACCUCACCACGACACUGAGGCCGGGUCCUUUCGUGAAUAGCUUAUGCAAGAAGCCACCCAGAGACUUGGACGAUCUUAGACAAAGAGCCACCAAGUACAUGCAGAUGGAAGAAUUGGCCGAGUUUCGAAACCAGAACCGGUCCGACCUCUUCCUCGGAAAGAAAGAAGUCGAGAAAGAACUCCCAAGGCCCCGCCCCCGGGACCUGCCCGAUAGAGAAAGAAGCAACAGAGGGCCCCGAUAUAUGCAAUAUACGCCGCUCAACACCAGCCGGACCAAGGUGUUAGAGCAGGCACUGGCAACCGAAAUACUCACAGUACCUCGUCGUGCUAUGACUCCGCCCCACGCGGAUAAAACCAAGACAUGCCAGUUUCACAGGAACCGGGGACACACCACGGAGGAAUGCAUAGCUCUUCGAGAUCGCAUUGAAGACCUCGUUAAGUCGGGUCAUCUCCAAAAUUUCACCCAAUCCUCAAGUAGGAGGAGACAUGACGAAACCCACGAGAAGAGAAGAGGAAACCGUGAAAGGGUACCCCCGAGGCACCGAUCCAGGGAACGAAGCAGAACUCCAGAGAGAGAAAAUGGGCAGCAGGGCCGAAGUCAACCCAGAAGGGUCAUAAACACCAUUGCCGGAGGAUUCGCGGGAGGAGGAAGCACAUCCUCGGCUCGCAAGAGACAUUUAAGAGCAAUCAAGUCGGUGAAUGCCGUAGGGAGGGCAACUCCCAUCCACAUGCCCCCUAUUACAUUCACCAAUCGCGAUUUCAAAGGAGUGGACCCAGUACAAGAUGAUCCAAUGGUCAUUAGCGUAGAGAUUAACAACUGCGUCGUUAAGAAGACGUUAGUGGAUCAAGGAAGUUCGGCCGAUAUCUUAUACUAG
Cajanus cajan (pigeon pea) is the source of this 1695-nucleotide messenger RNA. RefSeq lists its product as uncharacterized. The record is from RefSeq and is a predicted model, not a curated record. NCBI's taxonomy places the organism in Eukaryota, Viridiplantae, Streptophyta, Magnoliopsida, Fabales, Fabaceae.